Messenger RNA from Syngnathoides biaculeatus (alligator pipefish), 5633 nucleotides. It is a transcript of the gene mink1, whose product is annotated as misshapen-like kinase 1. Gene Ontology annotation, biological process: protein phosphorylation. The record is from RefSeq and is a predicted model, not a curated record. Gene Ontology annotation, molecular function: ATP binding; protein kinase activity. The coding region runs from base 931 to 4872 and encodes 1313 amino acids. The transcript is spliced from 33 exons. NCBI's taxonomy places the organism in Eukaryota, Metazoa, Chordata, Actinopteri, Syngnathiformes, Syngnathidae.
ACUCGAGCGAGCGCGUCCAUUCCCGGUUGUUGUGCAAAAAAAAAAAAAAAAAAAAAAUCACGAGUAACGACGACGACACCGGUCGUGGGAGGGAGCAGCACUUGCAAGCGAAAAGAUGGCGAAAUAGCAAGUUUGGCCGUCUGACGUUGUUUUUGCGGCGGUGUCGGUGGAUUUCCGACGACGGCGAGGCGGACGUCGGACGCCCAACUUUCGUGACUCUCGGGCCCGCUGCACGAGGCUUGUUUUUUUUCCGGGAAGGUUUGGCACCGCCGGGCGCGACUGUCAACACAGAAAAUGCAAGAAAAAAAAAGGGGGGGGGGGCGAAUUUAUAGUUGAGCAGCGGCUGCUCAGCCCGCCGCGUUAGCCGCGUUAGCUAAGCAGCCCAAGCGGCUUUGAUCGCGCCCACCUGUCUCCUCGGACCACCGGGGGGGGGGGGGGCGCAAUUGACUUGACUUGAUUUAGGGAGUCGAACGAGCGCGUAGGCAUCGCAAGACACUUGAACGACACCUUCGGGGAUCGAGACCUCAAGAGAAGGAUGCUGGUGGCGGUUCGAUAGGCGGCUGUUGUGGUUCGGAACGGGGGACGCCAUCACAUCAACAACUGCGUUCGCUUACAAAACAAAACCGAAGACGCCGCGUUUUGUUUUUUUGCUUCCCCCCCCCCCUUUCUUCUUCUUCUUCUUCUUUUUCUUUGUGCGGCGUCACCAACCAGACCCGGAUUGGUUUUGGCUUCCCGCGGCAGGAGCAGCCGCUUCGUUAGCCCGAACCGAAGCGACGUCGCCGGAAUGGAGGCGUCCAUGUUCAACAGUCGCUCAAGUUAAGAGGUGGUCGACGAGAGGGUGCUCGCAACAAUUCCGGCGACAUUUGUGGCGCGCGGCUCGCCCCGAACGUGAUUCUGCUGAACAAAACCAACAACAAUUUGUGCUGAACCAUGUCUGAAAACGCCCCCACGCGAAGCCUGGACGACAUCGACCUGGCGGCUCUGAGGGACCCGGCGGGAAUCUUCGAGCUGGUGGAGGUGGUCGGCAACGGGACUUAUGGGCAGGUCUACAAGGGCCGCCACGUGAAGACGGGCCAGCUGGCGGCCAUCAAGGUGAUGGACGUCACGGAGGAGGAAGAGGAGGAGAUCAAGGCCGAAAUCAACAUGCUGAAAAAAUACAGCCACCACCGCAACAUCGCCACGUAUUACGGCGCCUUCGUCAAGAAGAGUCCGCCGGGACACGACGACCAGCUUUGGUUGGUGAUGGAGUUCUGCGGGGCCGGCUCGGUCACCGACUUGGUGAAGAACACCAAGGGGAGCUCGCUGAAGGAGGACUGGAUCGCGUACAUCUGCAGGGAAAUCCUUCGGGGCCUUUCCCACCUUCAUGCCCAUAAAGUCAUCCACAGGGACAUCAAGGGCCAGAACGUUCUGCUCACCGAGAACGCGGAGGUCAAACUUGUUGAUUUUGGCGUCAGCGCUCAGCUGGACAGGACCGUGGGGCGAAGGAACACCUUCAUCGGUACGCCUUACUGGAUGGCGCCGGAGGUUAUCGCCUGCGACGAGAAUCCCGAUUCUACCUACGACUACCGGAGUGACAUCUGGUCCUUGGGGAUCACCGCCAUCGAAAUGGCCGAAGGAGCGCCUCCGCUGUGUGACAUGCAUCCAAUGAGGGCCCUCUUCCUGAUCCCCAGGAACCCCCCCCCUAAACUUAAAUCCAAAAAGUGGUCCAAGAAAUUUAUUGACUUUAUCGAGGCCUGCCUCGUGAAGACGUAUCCCAGCCGUCCGUCCACGGAGCAGCUGCUCAAGCACACCUUCAUCAGGGACCAGCCCACCGAGCGGCAGGUUCGGAUUCAGCUCAAAGACCACAUUGACCGCACGCGCAAAAAAAGGGGGGAGAAAGAGGAGACGGAAUACGAGUACAGCGGUAGUGACGAAGAGGACGAAAACCGCAGCGAUGACAGAGAGUCCAGCUCCAUCCUCAACGUGCCGGGGGAGUCCACCCUGCGUCGGGACUUCCAGCGGCUCCAGCAGGAGAACAAGGAGCGCUCGGAGGCCCACAAGAGGCAGCAGGCCCAAUUGGCCGCCCAGCGCCGGGACCCCGAGGAACACAAGCGCCAACUGCUGCACGACAGACAGAAACGCAUCGAGGAGCAAAAAGAGCAGCGCCGGCGACUGGAAGAGCAACAACGGAAGGAGAGGGAAAUGGCGAGGCAGCAGGAAAAAGGGCCCCAUCGGCGACUGGACGAUUUGAGGCGAGAGGAAGAUCGAAGAUUGGCGGAAAGAGAGCAGGAGUUUAUAAGACACAAGUUGGAAGAGGAGCAGCGUCAGCUGGAGAUCCUUCAGCAGCAGCUGCUUCAGGAGCAGGCGCUGCUUAUGGAGUACAAACGCAAGCAGCUGGAGGAGCAGCGGCAGUCGGAGCGUCUGCAGAGGCAGCUGCAGCAGGAGCACGCUUACCUGGUGUCCCUGCAGCAGCAGCAGCAGCAGCAGCAGCAGGAGAAGAAGCCGCCUCCGCUCUACCACUACAACAAGAACUUGGAGCCCAACAACAAACCCACGUGGGCCCGCGAGGUGGAAGAGCGAAGUAAGCGCAACAGACAGGGGGGGUCCCCCAAAAUCUGCACCACCGUCUCCGACACGGCCAUCCAGUCUCGCUCGGACUCCGUCGGCCAGUCCGGACCGGGCCCGUCCGCUCAGACGCCGCCGAUGCAGAGGCCCGUCGAGCCUCAAGGGGUGCAGGGCAAGUUCCAGAUGGCUCACUUGGUUCCGCUAAAGCCUUACGCGGCCCCGGUCCCUCGCUCCCAGUCUCUGUGCGACCAGCCUACUAAGACCAUGUCCGCAUUCCCUACCCAGGACCCGUCCCUCGCCCCCACGCCCCGCCCCGUGCACUCCAGAGAGCUCGUGCGUCAGAACUCGGACCCCACGUCCGAGACCCCCGCACCGCAGGCGCACCUGAUCAGGGAGGAUCGCGGGCCGUGGAUCCGCCUGCCGGACGUGGACCUCCCGCCCAAGAUGACCCAGAGGACCGCAUCCAUCGCCGCAGCCCUCAACAGCAACCUGACGUCUGGCGUUCGCCACCCGGCGAGGGCCAGCAAUCCGGAUCUCAGCCGAAACGAUCGCUGGGAGAGAAGCGACGGCGUCAACGUCGUAUCCAAUCUGCCGCAGACGGGCUCGUUGGAGCGCCACCGCAUCCUCAGUUCCUCCAAAAUGGAUUCCCCGAUCCUCUCCCACGACAGCCGUCAGAAUCCAGGGGAGUCUCGCACCUCUUCUCGCCCGGGGCGUCCCGCUAGUUACAAGAGAGCAAUAGGAGAGGAUCACGGCCUCUUCGCCAAAGAGCGUGCCGAGGAGCAGCCGAGGCCCCCGGUCAAGGCCAACGACUACUCCUCGUCCUCGGAGAGCAGCGAGAGCAGCGAAGAGAGCGAAAACGGAGAAGGGGCCGACGAGGAGGAGAGCGCCGCCGACCGUCGCAGGGACGCAGACACCGACUCGGUCAACACCAUGGUGGUUCACGAAGACGAGGACGAGGGCGAGGGCGAAGGCGAGGAGGCGGAAGGCCGUCGGCCCGGAGGUUACGGAGAUCAGACCAUGUUGGUGCAAAGGACCCCAGAGAAGCGCAGCCACAAUGGCUACACCAACUUGCCGGACGUGGUGCAGCCCUCCCACUCCCCCACGGAUCCCGCCGCGCUCUCCUCCUCCCCCGGGAAGGACUCGGUCUAUGAUUAUCAGUCCCGAUGUUUGGUCAAGGCGCCCGGCAAGUCCUCCUUCACCACUUUUGUGGAUCUCGGAAUGUACCAGACGCCGGGAGGUGCCGGGGAUAACGUCUCCGUCGCCAGCUCGCGCUUCGAACAGCUGAAGAUGGAGGUGAGGAAAGGCUCCAUGGUGAACGUCAAUCCCACCAACACGCGGCCCCCGACCGACACGCCGGAGAUCCGAAAGUACAAGAAGAGGUUCAACUCUGAGAUCCUGUGCGCGGCGCUUUGGGGCGUGAACCUGUUGGUGGGGACGGAGAACGGUUUGAAGCUGCUGGACCGCAGCGGCCAGGGCAAAGUUUACCCGCUCAUCAACUCGCGCCGCUUCCAGCAGAUGGACGUUCUGGAGGGCCUCAACCUGCUCAUCACCAUUUCAGGCAAGAAAAACAAGGUGCGCGUUUACUACCUGGCCUGGCUGAGGAACAAAAUCCUCCACAAUGACCCCGAAGUGGAGAAGAAGCAAGGCUGGACCACCGUGGGCGAGAUGGAGGGCUGCGUGCACUACAAAGUGGUGAAAUACGAGCGGAUCAAGUUCCUGGUGAUCGCCUUGAAGAACGCGGUGGAAGUCUACGCUUGGGCGCCCAAACCUUACCACAAGUUCAUGGCCUUCAAGUCCUUCGCGGACCUGCCGCACAGGCCCGUCCUCGUGGACCUGACGGUGGAGGAGGGUCAGAGGUUGAAGGUCAUCUACGGUUCCUGCGCCGGCUUCCACGCCAUCGACGUGGACUCCGGGAACAACUACGACAUCUACAUCCCGGUUCACAUCCAGAGCCACGUGACUCCGCACGCCAUCGUGUUCCUGCCCAGUUCCGACGGGAUGGAGAUGCUGCUGUGCUACGAGGACGAGGGCGUCUACGUCAACACGUACGGGCGCAUCAUCAAGGACGUGGUCCUGCAGUGGGGAGAAAUGCCCACGUCCGUCGCUCACAUCUGCUCCAAUCAGAUCAUGGGCUGGGGGGAAAAAGCCAUCGAGAUCCGCGCCGUGGAGACGGGACACCUGGACGGCGUCUUCAUGCACAAGCGAGCUCAGAGGCUGAAGUUUCUUUGCGAGCGUAACGACAAGGUUUUCUUUGCCUCGGUGCGCUCGGGUGGCAGCAGCCAGGUCUACUUCAUGACCUUGAACAGGAACUGCAUCAUGAACUGGUGAAGGGACGGACGGACGGACGGGAUUCGGAACCACGUCCGCUCGCUGAACGUACAUUUAGAACCAAAUGUGGUCUUUUCAAUUCGUUUUGGCCUCCCAGUAAAAAGAAAUUCUCACAAAUUUGAUUUGAUUCUGGGCCGGCUCGUCCCAAAUCCCAGCGCCGUCGCUCGCGUCUCAAGUAGUCCUCGCCGUGCGGUACUGUGUUAUCUUAACGAUUUAGUACAAAUGUGAUAUUUAUGUGUAGUGAUUCUGAAUGAGUGCUAUUUUUGCAUUUUGCUCUACUGUAAUUCUAUUUGGACGUAGACGCUGUUCCGGUGCAGUCUUGUCGGUGUACGCGGCCCGGUCCGGUCGACGCGUGGAUUUGGAAUAUUUGCCGGUGGAAAAGGCCAAAUUUUCAAGUGGCGUCUCGCGGUUCUGAAUAUACUGCUGUGGUUGGGGGGGGGGUGUAUCGAAGCAGUCUUCUCCAUUUUCUGUGGAGCGACACCAGUUUUGACGGCGUUGGUUGAAUCCAAAGAGAUUUGGAAAUAUUUGGAUCGCGCAGAUUUUUUUUUUUUGUCUUUGUGGGGGGGAGGGGGGGGGGCUGUCGCCUUUUGACAAUAUACAAAAAUACGUAAUUGUACAAUAGUUUGAGUGUGCAUGUAAGCCGUUGAACUAUAAGAGUGUAUCCAAGUUGUUUUUAGAUUGCGUUUCAUAAUUAUUGUACGUUGGCAAGUGUGAUUAUUUUCUUUUUUUUUUUUUUGGGUUGCUUUUUCUGGGGUUCUUUU